This is a messenger RNA of Physeter macrocephalus (sperm whale), 1009 nucleotides long. RefSeq names its product probable ATP-dependent RNA helicase DDX49. The record is from RefSeq and is a predicted model, not a curated record. Bases 30 to 827 code for a protein of 265 amino acids. Lineage: Eukaryota; Metazoa; Chordata; Mammalia; Artiodactyla; Physeteridae. Gene Ontology annotation, molecular function: RNA helicase activity; ATP binding; nucleic acid binding. The transcript has 6 exons.
CCGGAAGCACGGCUCACACGGGUGCUUACAUGGGACUGGCUGUGAGGAUGGCUGGCUUCGCGGAGCUUGGGCUGUCAUCCUGGCUCGUGGAACAAUGCCGGCAGCUGGGUUUGAAGCAGCCCACGCCCGUGCAGCUCGGCUGCAUUCCCGCCAUCCUGGAAGGUAGGGACUGCCUGGGCUGUGCCAAGACAGGCAGUGGCAAGACGGCAGCGUUUGUCCUGCCCAUCUUGCAGAAGCUGUCUGAGGAUCCCUAUGGCAUCUUCUGCCUCGUCCUGACACCCACCAGGGAGCUGGCCUACCAGAUCGCAGAGCAGUUCCGGGUCCUGGGGAAGCCUCUGGGCUUGAAAGACUGCAUCAUUGUCGGCGGCAUGGACAUGGUGGCCCAGGCCUUGGAGCUCUCCCGGAAACCACAUGUGGUCAUCGCCACACCAGGGCGCCUGGCUGACCACCUCCGCAGCUCCAAUACCUUCAGCAUAAAGAAGAUUUGCUUCCUGGUGAUGGAUGAGGCAGACCGGCUGUUGGAGCAGGGCUGCACUGACUUCACCGUGGACCUGGAGGCCAUCCUGGCAGCUGUACCGGCCCGCAGGCAGACGCUGCUCUUCAGUGCCACGCUGACCGACACGCUGAGGGAGCUGCAGGGCCUGGCCACCAACCAGCCCUUCUUCUGGGAGGCUCAGGCCCCUGUGUGCACAGUAGAACAGCUGGACCAGCGCUACCUGCUAGUGCCUGAGAAGGUCAAGGAUGCCUACCUGGUCCACCUGAUCCAGAACUUCCAGGACGACCACGAGGACUGGUCCAUCAUCAUCUUCACCAACACAUGCAAGUAAGCGUGGGCAGGCCUGCCUCUCCCGUCCCCCAGGCGUCCCUCCCAUAGCCCUUCACGGAGGCCUGAGAGGUGGCCCAAGGUUGGAGGUAUGAGGCAUACAGACGGUCUCGGCACUCCGGGGCCUCUGCUCAGACCAGCAGUUUUGGAGGAUGCACUCAAGGGGGCUCAGAGAGGUCAAGCAGU